AUGUGUAUUUUUCAUUUGCUUGUUUGUAGCGUAGGCGGAUCCCUUCUUCUUUGUGCUGUGACUGCUUUCUUUUUGUUUCUUUUUGUUUCUAUGUGUGUGUUGCGUCGAAGUGUUUUGCACGCACGCCCGUUUUCUCCUCCAUGUUUUCUUUCUUUUUUCACCUCAACGUGCUUCACUUAG
Leptomonas pyrrhocoris is the source of this 180-nucleotide messenger RNA. RefSeq lists its product as hypothetical. The transcript has a single exon. The coding region runs from base 1 to 180 and encodes 59 amino acids. Lineage: Eukaryota; Euglenozoa; Kinetoplastea; Trypanosomatida; Trypanosomatidae. The record is from RefSeq and is a predicted model, not a curated record.